Molecule: messenger RNA, 309 nt
Organism: Rotaria sordida
Lineage: Eukaryota; Metazoa; Rotifera; Eurotatoria; Philodinida; Philodinidae
Source: the annotation of a GenBank genome assembly
AUGGGUAAUACGUGUACAUCAGCAAAAGCCGAGCCAACAAUUAAACCAAUUACUGAACCACCUAAUGCAACAAGAACAAAAUCAUCAUCUGAAGGAAAUCCAACGAUAUCAAUAAUUGUAUCUGAAGAACAAUCACCAAUAUCAACAAGUGCAUCUGAAGAAAAUCCAACAGUAUCAAAACUUGUACCUGAUGAAAUUCGGUCACGAUCAUCAACAAAUGCAACAUCUAUUGAUCUUCAUCAAUCAGAAAAUGUUCUAAAGAUUGAUGAAGAAGAUAAAGAAGAGGAAACUACUCGUGUUGAAACAUGA